Sorghum bicolor (sorghum) is the source of this 2684-nucleotide messenger RNA. RefSeq names its product exocyst complex component EXO70B1-like. Gene Ontology annotation, cellular component: exocyst. The coding region runs from base 307 to 2205 and encodes 632 amino acids. The transcript has a single exon. The record is from RefSeq and is a predicted model, not a curated record. Gene Ontology annotation, molecular function: phosphatidylinositol-4,5-bisphosphate binding. NCBI's taxonomy places the organism in Eukaryota, Viridiplantae, Streptophyta, Magnoliopsida, Poales, Poaceae. Gene Ontology annotation, biological process: exocytosis.
AACCGGCUUUGCGCUUGCUUGCCUGUCUCGCGCGACCGGAGCUUAGCUGAGCUGAGCAGAGCAGCAGCACAGAGUGGAGCCAGCUCGCCUCGCGUCGCCUCCACUUCUAUAUCACUUCCCCCUCUGCCCCUGCCCCGUGCGCCAUCGCGCACACCCACGCGCGCGCGCCCACACGUGCGGCUUCCCGGAUUCGCGCCGCCGCGGCAGAGCCAGCCAGCCAGCCAGCCAGGCCAGCUUCGGAUCGAGGGAGAGGAAGAAGAGGAGGUGGUGGUGGUGGAGGCGAGGAGUCAACCCAGCUUGCCAGCCAUGGACGGAUCGGCCGCGGAGCUGGAGGCGGCGGAGCGGGUGGUGAUGCGGUGGGACUCGGCCUCGGCGGGCGCCGGCGCGGACGAGCCGAUGCUGUUCGACGGCGGCGGGGACCGGGCCGAGGCCGACCGGUUCCUCCGCGCCGUCGACGACCUUCGCCGCCUCGCGCCGCCGUCGCCCGCGGCCGUCGGCAGCCCGCGCCGCCUCUCGUCGUCCUCCGCGUCGGGGAGCGGCGCCGUGCAGGUCGCCAUGGCGCGGCUCGAGGACGAGUUCCGCCACGUGCUGUCGUCGCGCGCCCUCGACCUCGAGAUCGAGGCGCUCGCCGACCUCAGCUCGCUCUCCAUCAACAGCGACCGCUCCAACUCCGCCUCCUCCGCCGACCUCCCCGCCGCCGCCGACGAGGACGACUCCGUGUCCUCCUCCAUCGGCCGCCGCAGCACCGCCUACCGCUCGCUCCGGAGCAUCCGGGAGAUCGACCUGCUGCCCGACGACGCCGUCGCCGACCUCCGCGCCAUCGCGUCCCGCAUGGCCGCCGCCGGGUACGGCCGCGAGUGCGCGCAGGUGUACGCCUCCGUCCGCAAGCCCGCCGUCGACGCCUCCCUGCGCCGGCUCGGCGUCGAGCGCCUCAGCAUCGGCGACGUCCAGCGCCUCGAGUGGGACGCGCUCGAGGCCAAGAUCCGCCGGUGGAUCCGCGCCGCCCGCGCCGCCGUCCGCGGCGUCUUCGCCAGCGAGCGCCGCCUCUGCUUCCACAUCUUCCACGACCUUCCCAUCUCCAGCGCCACCAUCUCCGCCGCCUCAGCGCCCGCCACGCACGACACCCCCUUCGCUGAGGCCGUCAAGGGCGCCGCGCUGCAGCUCUUCGGCUUCGCCGAGGCCAUCAGCAUCGGCCGCCGCUCCCCUGAGAAGCUCUUCAAGAUCAUAGACCUCCACGACGCGCUCUCGGACCUCCUCCCCGACGUCUCCGACAUCUUCGCCGCCUCCAAGGUCGCCGAGUCCAUAUACGUGCAGGCCGUUGAGAUCCGGUCGCGCCUCGCCGAUGCCGUCAGAGGGAUACUCUCCGAGUUCGAGAACGCCGUGCUCCGCGACCCGCCCAAGACCGCGGUGCCUGGCGGUACCAUCCACCCGCUCACUCGGUAUGUGAUGAACUAUAGCAGCCUCAUUUGCGACUACAAGGUCACCCUCUCCGAGCUCAUCAUAUCGCGUCCAUCAGCUAGUGCCCGUCUUUCUGCUGAGGGCAAUGAGCUCGCGCCGUCCUUGGCCGACCUCGAGCUCCCUGAGCUUGAGAACCGGUUACCGCUUGCCUCUCACAUUGUCUGGAUCAUUGUUGUUCUUGAACACAACCUGGAGGGCAAGGCGGCACUCUACAAGGAUCCAGCUCUCUCGCAUCUGUUCAUGAUGAACAAUGUACACUACAUUGUACACAAGGUGAAAGAUUCGCCAGAUCUCUGGGGCAUGAUCGGUGAUGAUUACUUGAAACGGCUUACUGGCAAGUUCACAGUGGCGGCCACAAACUACCAGCGCACCUCAUGGCUGAAGAUCUUGAAUUGUCUGCGUGAUGAGGGGCUCCAUGUAAGUGGUGGCUUUUCGUCAGGGAUAUCCAAGUCGGCGCUGCGGGAGCGGUUCAAAUCCUUCAAUGCUGCAUUUGAGGAUGCACAUAGGGUGCAGUCAGGGUGGUGUGUGCCAGAUAACCAGCUGAGGGAGGAGCUCAGGAUCUCAAUUGCUGAGAAGCUGCUGCCAGCAUACCGGUCAUUCCUUGGCAGGUUUCGACAUCAUAUAGAGAAUGGGAAGCAUCCAGAGCUGUACAUUAAGUACUCUGUUGAGGACCUUGAGAUAGCUGUGGGUGAUUUCUUUGAGGGUGUUCCUCCUUCCCCACAUAACAGGAGGAGAUCACAUGGAUGAAGGACUUGUACCUCCUCAUGUAUUCAACUAGCUGAUGUUGCUAUUUAUUCUUUUAUUCUUCACAAGGAAAGCUGGUGCUGGCAUCUGGGCUCGAUUUCUGCUGUCCUGAUAGAUGUGAGUAUAAAUUUGGUGAUCUUCAAUCAAAGAUGGCAAAUAUGAAUACAUUUUGGGAUCUUUCUGAAGCUGUCAAUCGGCCCAGUGGUUCCUACUCUGUAAGAGAAGUUGUUCAUUUGGUACACUAUUAUUAUAUAAAUUUUGCAUGUAGCAUGUCCAUAUAGGAAAUUCUUUCAGUAACAUUGGAUAGUUGGAACUCAUGGCAUUCCUGUUUUGCACCAGCUUUUGUUACCCUUUUCAUCGUUAACAAUUAUCCGAAGGGUCUAUGCUUUUGUGGAUUAGGUGUAAAAAGAUUUAUAUGACUCUUAUGUACCACAUGAUUUUGUAAUAUGAUAAUAUCAUGCUGUUACAAAUUCAAAAGAAAA